Molecule: messenger RNA, 3331 nt
Organism: Monomorium pharaonis (pharaoh ant)
Lineage: Eukaryota; Metazoa; Arthropoda; Insecta; Hymenoptera; Formicidae
Gene: BTBD9
Product: BTB/POZ domain-containing protein 9
Exons: 9
Coding region: 519-2342 (607 amino acids)
Biological process (GO): adult locomotory behavior; modulation of chemical synaptic transmission; circadian behavior
Molecular function (GO): protein binding
Source: RefSeq, a predicted model, not a curated record
CGCACGGGAUGGCCGAUCGUACGCGUGAUUCGGCUCUCGCGUAUAGGCAUCGACAAAUUCGAUAGUGACAAUAGCGAUGAGACGUGAGAAUCGUUGGAAUUUCAUUUUUCACGCGUCUCAUGGAAACAAAUAAUCAAAAUCCAUAGUACGGCGGUUACACUCGCUGGCCGGGUAACGGAAUCGCGCGAGAUUCGAUAAUUUACGCGUGACACGUUCCUCACUCGUCGAUUUCAUCGAUCAAGGUUACUCUCGCACGCAUACGUAACUCUCCUCGCGCGGAGAGUUUUUCUCCUUGACGCAAAUUGUCGCGAAUCGUGUCGUCGCUAAACGCCGCAACGAGCGACGUGCGAGUCCGUUCGGAGGAGCAUCGUCGAACGGAGGAAUCUCGCAUUCGUCCGUUGUGUCGCACGCGGCUGCGACAGGUCGCUGAUGUUGUGACGGUCGGCAGUCUGUUGACCGCGACGACGACGGGGAAAGCUCAGAGGUGUACGGGCGCACGAGCGCGGUCGUCACCGAAGAUGAGCUCGCAUCAUCAUCUGAACUCGUCGUCGGGCGAGAUAAAUCACAUACACUUCGUCUCCGAGGACAUCGGGUCGUUGUACCUCUCCGAGGAAUAUGCGGAUGUGACCAUCGUGGUGGCGGGUCAGAAGUUCCGCAGCCACAAGCUCAUCCUCGCCGCGCGCAGCGAGUACUUUCGCGCUCUGCUGUUCGGCGGCAUGAAGGAAUCCAUGCAGAGUGAGAUUGAGUUGACCGCUGCGUCUCUGCCUGCAUUCAAGGGCUUGCUCAAGUACAUCUACACCGGCCGAAUGUCUCUCACUAAUGAACGGGACGAGGUCAUUCUCGAUAUUCUGGCAUUAGCGCACUUGUAUGGGUUUAUGGACUUGGAAGCGGCUGUAUCUGAUUAUCUCAGAGAAAUAUUAAACAUAAAGAAUAUAUGUUCGGUCUUGGAUACUGCGAUUUUGUACCACUUGGAGUUUCUAACUAACGUUUGCUUUGAAUACAUGGACGUGCACGCAGUUGAAGUUAUAAAGCACGAGAGUUUUCUGCAGUUGAGUUCGUGUGCUCUGACCGAAUUGAUCUCUAGGGAUUCUUUCUGCGCGCCAGAAAUAGAGAUUUUUUCAGCUGUACGGUCAUGGGUUAAUGCUAACUCUGAUGUUGACCCAGCUGAAGUGCUAACUCAACUCAGAUUGAGCCUGAUUCCACUGUCAGAUCUUCUGACUAUCGUAAGGACGUCUCAGUUAAUAUCGCCGGAUGCAUUGUUGGACGCAAUUACUGUACAGACUGAGACUCAAGAUUCGAAACUUCCCUACCGCGGUCAUUUGCUUCUUGACGAGAAUGUCGCCUCUCUCUCAUACAAUGCUGAAGUGUUACAAGGGGAAAUGCGUAGCUACCUACUUAAUGGUGAUACUCACAAUUACGAUAUGGAACGUGGUUACACGAGGCACACGAUAUCUGAUACAGAGGUGCAUGGGAUUCUUAUCAAACUAGGAUCGCAAUAUAUUAUAAACCAUAUAAAAAUGUUACUGUGGGAUCUAGAUUCGCGAUCUUAUUCUUAUUAUAUAGAGGGAUCUAUGAAUCAAAAGGACUGGGUUACGCUUGUCAGUCACAAACAUUACUUUUGUCGCAGUUGGCAGUAUUUAUAUUUUGAGCCGAGGGUAGUACUUUAUAUUCGUAUUGUAGGAACAAAUAACACAGUAAAUAAGGUUUUUCAUGUUGUAAAUUUUGAAGCAUAUUACACGAAUCAUACAGAGAAACUUUCACAAGGCUUUAUUGUACCCUCCAGAAAUAUCGCUACACUCGAACGAAGCGCGUGUGUCAUCGAAGGUGUGAGUAGAUCACGUAAUAAUUUAUUAAACGGAGACAUGUCUACUUACGAUUGGGACAGUGGUUAUACGUGCCAUCAACUCGGCUCUGGAUCUAUUCUAGUACAAUUAGGCCAACCAUAUAUGAUAGGAUCCAUGCGAUUACUACUUUGGGAUUGCGAUAAUCGCUCCUACUCGUAUUACAUAGAAGUAUCGGGCAAUGCCUGGAAUUGGGUAGUAGUCGCUGAUAAAACUAAGGAAGCCUGUCGAUCCUGGCAGACGAUACAUUUUCAUCCGCCCCGUCCAGUAGUUUUUAUAAAAAUAGUGGGCACUCACAAUACUGCGAAUGAGGUGUUUCACUGUGUUCACUUUGAAUGUCCAGCGCCAAUAGACGAUAAACCCUCGAAAUCACCAACCCAAGAGGGACAAACGUCAACAUCAUCGGAUGGUAAUAAUAUCUUACCUCUUUCCUCUUCUCCACCGCCUUCCGCUCCUGAAGUAGCUACGGAAGCAGUCCAUAUCGAUAGCGAUGAAUUGUAACUAGAGUAAAGAAUCUGCAUAUAAUGAUGAAACAUGAGUGACAGCUUUGUCGAUGAUUCUGUAGUUGCUGCUCUUGUUUUCUGAGCUAGAUGAAUUUUAAACAAUUCGUCGAGUGUCCUCAAUGCAACCUUUAAGACUGUUCAAUAAUAAUCGUUCAAUAUAAGAUUGUAAUUAAUCGUUUCGUUUUCUUGUUUAUGAGCUCAACUUUUAUUAUUAUGUCGAUGACUUUAAAUAAUAUAUACGCAGCAGCUGCCAAUUUUAAUCCGUAGUAUAGCAAUUAUUUAUCUUUUGCAUAUUAUCAUAUUGUAUGUACUUGAUUUUGUCGUUGGUAUCGAAUUAAAGAAUUUAUUCUACGCGAAGCCACGUGUCAUUUUAUAUUUCAGCAUAUUUGUAUACAUGAAAUUUCAUUUUUUACUUGACAAUCAAAUGAUUAAUAUAUUUAAAAGUUAUUGUCUAAUCGUUAAGUAAUAUAUAAAAAUUAAUGUAAUAUAUUUUAUUGGUAUCUUUAAUAAUAUGAUUACUGAACUAAUUUAUGCAAACGACAAAUUUAUUAGUACCGAGCCAAAGUUAGGAAAUUUUCAAUUCAAUGUACACGAUUGUAAUUACGGAAAGAUUGACAUUUCCUACUUUCAAAUAUUUUACGCUAAAGCGUUAUGACGAAUUAAACGAGAUUAUAAAUUGGUAGUUGCUACUAAUUGUUUUGUAUAGAAUAAUCUAUCUUUCAAUUCUAUGUUACCAAAUAUUUUCUAAGCACGCGAUUACCUAUAAUAUUAAUACUCUGUUAUAAUGGUGUCUGGUUCUACAGUAUUUCUCAUCGUACAAGUACCUUUUUUAUGAAAGUUUUUGUUGCGAAUUUUGUGUAUAUACGUAUAAAUCAUUAUUUUUCUAGUCUAUAUAUUGGAUGUAAUGCAUCUCAAAAAUCUUGAUUAUAAUAAAUUAUACGAAAAGUUUAAUUGCUACGAUCAAUAAAAUAUUCUAAUAUUUUAAAA